Messenger RNA from Aspergillus nidulans FGSC A4, 1636 nucleotides. Its product is annotated as kynureninase bna5-2. Gene Ontology annotation, cellular component: cytoplasm. Lineage: Eukaryota; Fungi; Ascomycota; Eurotiomycetes; Eurotiales; Aspergillaceae. The record is from RefSeq and is a predicted model, not a curated record. The transcript has 4 exons. Gene Ontology annotation, molecular function: pyridoxal phosphate binding; kynureninase activity. Gene Ontology annotation, biological process: quinolinate biosynthetic process; L-tryptophan catabolic process; NAD+ biosynthetic process. Bases 35 to 1459 code for a protein of 474 amino acids.
AAUCUCCUCUCAGAUAAAUCUCCUUCCUCUCGCCAUGUCCAACCACGUCAACGGUGUCAAUGGUGUUAACGGCGUCAACGGCGUGAAGCCUGUAUUUCCAGAAAAUGCAGCUUCAAAAGAAUAUGCCAAAGCCUUAGACGCGGCCGAUCCCCUGGCGUCAUUUCGGGAUAAGUUCAUCAUUCCCUCCAAGGCCAAUAUUCAAUCCAAGAGACUCGCGAAGCCCAAUAUUUCAGCAGAUCCGUGCAUUUAUUUCUGUGGGAAUUCUCUCGGUCUCCAACCCAAAGCUACGGCAAAGUACAUGGAAGCACACUUAGAUACAUGGGCAUCGAUCGGUGUCAACGGACAUUUCACUAAGAUCGAGGAUUCUCCGCUUGACCCAUGGUGGGUGAUGGCUGAGCAAGCGGCAGGCUCGAUGAGCAAGCUUGUCGGAGCAGCGCCGGAGGAGGUUAUUGCAAUGGGCACGCUCACAUCAAACUUGCAUCUACUCCUUGCAAGCUUCUACAAACCCACUGCCACUAAGCACAAGAUCCUGCUAGAUUGGAAAGCAUUCCCUAGUGAUCACUACGCUAUCGAGUCUCAUAUUGCUUGGCACGAUGGAUUAGACCCAAAGAAGUCCAUGGUUCUCAUUGGCCCAGAUGAGGGCGAGUAUGAGAUCCCCACGCAGAAAAUCCUCUCAAUCAUCGACGAGCACGCCGAUGAAGCUGCCCUAAUUCUUCUUCCGGGGAUCCAGUACUACACUGGACAAUAUUUUGAUAUCAAUACAAUCACCGAGUACGCACACUCGAAAGGACUUAUGGUUGGAUGGGAUCUGGCCCAUGCUUUCGCCAAUGUCGAGUUGAAGCUUCACGAGUGGGAUGUAGACUUUGCAGUGUGGUGUACCUACAAGUACGCUAACGCUGGACCCGGAUCAAUGGGUGGUCUCUUCGUUCAUGAGAAGCACGGGAAGGUGGACUACAGCCAGGGAGAGGAUUCUCCGCAGUUCCGACACAGGCUCGCGGGCUGGUACGGUGGUGAUAGGUCCGUCAGGUUCAAGAUGGACAACAAAUUCAGACCCAUCCCGGGGGCAGGGGGAUUCCAGCUCUCCACCUCUUCCGCUACGGAUCUCACCUGUCUUAACGCUUCACUUUCCAUCUUCGAUCAAACGUCAAUUUCCGAAUUGCGCCGGAAGUCUGUGCAACUGACCGCUUACCUUGAAUACUUGUUGUUGAAAGACACAACAGACGAAACCCGCCCAUUCCGUAUUAUUACCCCCUCUAACCCCGAAGAACGAGGCGCGCAGCUAAGUCUCCUCCUCAAGCCCGGUCUGCUGCAAAGGGUCGCCGACAAGCUGCAGUCUGCAUCGAUUGUUUGCGACAAGCGCGAGCCCGGCGUUGUCCGUGUUGCCCCUGCUCCUCUGUACAACACCUACAGCGAGGUGUGGCAAUUUGUGGAACAGCUGAAGGCUGCAUUCCAGGAGUAAAGUUAAUCGCGUCCAAUGGCAUUAUUAGGAAGCGUGUACACUGUUCAAAUCUCCGUAUGGCUGGAAGCGCUCUUGAUAGAGCGAUACUUGGGCAAAGCGGAGGAACCGGGACUGUUUCAAUCUAGACACUCGUAGAUACUCGUAGAGCAGGGAAAAUGACCUACCAACUAUGAUCAA